AAAGCCUGUUUCACAUGUUUAUAAAAUAAAAUUAAACUGUAAUCUAAACAAACGCCAUUCUAAAGAAAAGAAAUAAGAUAAAGUUAUGAUAAUAAACAAAUUGAUCAAACAAUUUACACUUUUUUAUCAGCAGGACUAUUUUUACAUUGUUAAGCGUCUGACGGCAACCAAUAAGUGGUUAAAAUAUAAAAUGGUUAAUGACGAUUUACCACCUUAUAGGAAAGAUCCAGUUAUCAAAAUACUAGAUACCCCGGAAUUUAAAUCCAUUUUUACACCAGAAUUACGAGCUUUAGAUGCUGUAUUUAAAAAAUAUAAUUACCAAAUAAGGGUUGCUGGUGGUGCUGUCAGAGAUAUUCUUAUGGGUAUGCAUCCAAGCGAUCUUGACUUUGCAACGACAGCAACUCCUACCCAGAUGAAAGAAAUGUUUUUAAAGGAAGAAAUUAGAAUGAUAAAUACAAAUGGUGAAAAGCAUGGGACAAUAACAGGAAGAAUCAAUGAUAAAGAAAAUUUUGAAGUAACUACUUUAAGAAUUGAUGUUGUCACAGAUGGUAGACAUGCAGAAGUAGAAUUUACAACAGAUUGGCUAUUGGAUGCCGGUAGGAGAGAUUUAACUAUAAAUUCAAUGUUUCUAGAUUUGGAUGGUCGAAUUUAUGAUUAUUUUUAUGGUUACGAUGAUCUCAUGAAAAAAAGAGUAGCUUUUGUAGGUGACCCUGCACAAAGAAUUACUGAAGAUUUCUUACGAAUUUUCAGAUAUUUCCGUUUUUAUGGACGAAUUGCUGAAGUUCCAGAUAAUCAUGAUGAAAAAACAAUUAAUGCUAUUAAAGAAUAUGCUAAUGGUCUGGAGAGAAUUUCAGGUGAAAGAAUUUGGAAUGAAUGGAGUAAAAUAUUAGAGGGUAAAUUUCAUAAAGAAUUAACUGAAAAGAUUGUAGACUGUGGUUGUUCAAAGUAUAUCGGUCUUCCUAAAAAUCCAAAUUUGAAACAAUUUGAAGAAGUUUGUCUGCGGGCUCAAAAAAAUAAUAUAAAAUUGAAACCUGUAACUCUUGUUACUGCACUGUUAAAUGAUCAAGAAGAAGUGCUGGAAGUAUUUAAAAGGCUCAAAUUCUCAGCUUACGAUAGGGAUCUGGCAUUCUUUCUUGUGCAUCAUCGGAAUGAUAAACCAUGUGAAAAACCUUUACAGCCUUAUCAAAAAAUAGUCUUGAAGACUAUUGGAAAAGUAUCAGAUAUAAGAGAAUAUGUCGCUGAAGUACUUAAAUACAGAGGUUCUCUAGAACUAUUAAAGGAAUUUGAAGAAUGGGACUCGCGUUUUCCAGUUAAUGGAAAUAUGAUCAAACCAUAUGCCGACAAAAACCAUAAGGUGAUAGGCGAAGUUUUGUCUAAGUUGAAAGAUAUAUGGUUGGAUAGUGAUUGUCAACUGCCUGUUGAAAAGUUACAAACUUAUAUACCUAAUCUUGCUGCUCAAGCUGUGGCAGAAUUUAACGAAAAGUUAGAAUUAAGGGAUAAAAUGAGAAAAGAGAGAAAGAAGUCUGUAUCAAGAUAAUGAUUGUACAUCUAUACAGUAUCAAACAAAUUACUGUUUAGGCUUCGUGUAAAUAAAUAAUUUAAUUUUUUUAUUAUUCAAAGACGUUUCAUUGUCGCUUUUGAAAAUAGGCAGUUUUUUGAAAAAAUAUUAACUUAUUCCUCUAGUUUAUUUUUUUAAUCUUCAGUGUU
Molecule: messenger RNA, 1707 nt
Organism: Phymastichus coffea
Lineage: Eukaryota; Metazoa; Arthropoda; Insecta; Hymenoptera; Eulophidae
Product: CCA tRNA nucleotidyltransferase 1, mitochondrial
Exons: 3
Coding region: 86-1537 (483 amino acids)
Biological process (GO): RNA processing
Molecular function (GO): RNA binding; nucleotidyltransferase activity
Source: RefSeq, a predicted model, not a curated record